CAAUUUGACGAAAAAUGGACCUGGAUGGCGAUCCUAGAAAAAGUGUGUACGCUCCACUGAGUCGAGAGAGCUUUGCAAAGACCACACCUACCCUUAGGGGACUGCAUGGAUGUCUGAAGCACAGCUGCACAGCAACUCAAAAUCAUGGACAUGACUAUUUGGACCGGAGGGAUACUCCUAGAAAGUGUGCGUUUCCAGUGAGUUGAAAAAACUUUUUGGAAAGGUCCUACAAAACACCUACUCAUAGAGGACUACAUGGAUGCAUGAAGCACAGCAACUCCGAGCAAGUCACAGACCUCAAAGAUAUGUCUUUCCUAGAAAGUGGAACCCUCUUUCAGUCAUUUUUUCGAAAAAGCUUCCCAAAUAUAUUAUUCGAUAUAUCAUACUUCUCGUGCUAUAUACAUAAGUGAUUUUCUCUUAUGCUAACAAGUCAUAGUGACCCGAAAAGGCGACACUAGUACGUAAGGAAGAAUACUUACGAGACAUGCCGGCGGUCACUGAAGACGUACACUGACACACGGCAUGUGGCUAUCAAGUAACCUUAUAUAGUCAACUAUGUCUGACUAAUCUCUCUCGUUCUUUCGUUGUUCUUUGUAGCAAUUAAGCAUAUCGCCUUUUCCUUACACUCUUGAUCGUGUAACCCAUAUGAAUUAGUUACUCUUUGCAUGUUUUCGUACAAAGUAUCUUGUUGAGGAUGUAGAUAACAACCCCCCGUGGCGACUUGAUCAACGAAUAACCUCUUUUUCUCCUUGAUCGCUAUCUCGAAUGCGUGUCUGGCAUUGGUUUUUCCCCAUACGACUGUACCUGGCUGCUUUGCAUCUUUUAUAAAUUACAUUCACUUGACAGUUUUUUUCUUGACUUGCGAAGACGUACGUGUAGAUAAUGGAGUCUUAUUUAGUCUUUCUUAAGUAGUGAAUAGUUUCUUUUCGCCAAACGUGACUCCAGUAUUGGUGUUCCUCAUACUUGCAAUGCAACUCGUGUAAAUUAGCUUCUCUUUGUUUUUCUCCAGAAUCCCUAUUACGCAUUUCACAAGCGAUUCCUACCUGAUUGCUAACCAGCCUUGAGACUUGUUAUCCGUUGGGAGGGGGAAGGCAUGCGAAUCACACCAUCUUUCACUUUUUUCCUGAGAGCCGAUACUAAUCGAUCCUCGCGUGGUUACAUAAGAAGAAAUUCCUGAGGAGGAAAAAUGAAAAUCCCUCCCAGCUGACGCUGUGAGGAUUACGAACAUGGGAAAUUCCAUAGCCGGAAGGUUGUCUGCCAACCAUUCGACUCAGAGAGUACAUGUUGCCAGGACACCGACGGAGUGUCAACGUGCGUUCAUCACAUAGACAACACACUUGCAAACACUCAUGCUGUUUUCCGAGGAAAGCAUGUCAUCGAUUUUGGAGAAACUCAACAAACUGAAAAAGUCGGGAGAUGGAGAAAUUCAAAAGAUGAGUAUGUUAUCGAAGAAUCAAAAAUUUGAUGUUCUGGAUAUUCGCAGAAUUGAGACAAUGUAUGGAGACACUGUCUACGUAGAAUUACUGACAGAUAAUGAGACCAAGGUGAAAGUCUACCUUCCGAAUAGAUUCAAGCGACUUUCGGACGAAGACCUGGAAGAGAUGAGACAGUUACCAAACCUCCAAAUGGAGAAGAAGGAUGGAUACCGCAAUGGCAAGAAGUUGGCGUAUCCAGACAUCAUUUUCACUAAUGGGAAGAAAAAGUAACUUCGUAAAUCAUGGUCACCUGUCACUUGUGUGCUCCACAUGAGCGACAGUUCUACGCAACACCGGUAGGACUCCAAAUUCAUCUGGCAAACGUACACCAACUGGAGACACCAUGCAUCCCAUUCUGUGAGACUUUAUGCACACUUCGAAAUUACACAAGACGCUUCGAGCUGCACUUGCAUGACAGAGACGAGGCUGGACAUGAUGUGACAACGUUCUUUCAUCUAUACGGACAGUAUAUUGGUAGUGUGUUGCGAUACUUUGGUUUCCCAUUACGUUUUUACAUCCUUCUCAAAGCAGAACUUGGACGACAUACAGUGGAUGAUGAUGAGAUACGACUUGAUACACGAUUCGUGCCUUCCAAGGUGAGGACAGUAUGGUCGGAAGUUGACAUAGAACCCGCUAUUAUUCAGUCAGGCAGCGAAAUUGCGCACAACUUGGAAAGUCUCGAAAUCGAAGGCUCUGGUUUUUUCCUCUUUCGUAUUCUCACAUGCAUUAUCAAUGUUGGACGUCUACUGCCUGAACUAAUCGGUUGUAGUGACUUUGAGCUGCCUGCAGAGUUGAAACGAAAGAAUAGGUCUUUACUGAAUGUGGAUUACGGUCUGCACGAGGGUGAGCAAAAUAUGUGUUUUGCAUUUUCCGUGAUAGCAGGAUUGCAUCCUGCUGAUCGAUUUCGAAGACAUAGAGCAUCCUCGUAUCGGUCAUACUUAUCUCAGUAUGUGCUCCCAGAGUCAUUUCCCAUCGCGUAUCCCAAAGAUGUAGAAAUGUUUGAAAAGCAAAAUGGCAUCACCAUUAAUGUCUAUGCAUAUGAAAGGGAAGAGAAAUUUGUCUAUCCUAUAAAAGUUGUGAACGAGGAAUGCGAAAAACAUGUGGAUCUACUCAUGAUUGACUCUCAUUUUGUGGUCAUCACAAAUUUCAAUGGUUUGUUUCAAAAACGUGGACGUUUCCAUUGCAAGCGAUGUACCAUGGGUUUCACUACACAAGCUGUCCUGAGUAAUCAUAUAAACAUGUGCAAACUUCAGAAAGUAGGCAAGACAGUUUAUCCAAAGAAAGGAGACACUUUAGAGUUCGCUGGUGAGCGUCUUUUGGCUGAAGUACCUUUCUACUGUGUGUAUGACUUUGAGAGUGUCCUGUCACCAUGUCUUGAUGGAGGAAAUGUGUAUGAAGAUCAUAUCCCCUCCUCCUUCUGCCUCUUAGUUAUACGAGCGUCAGAUUCAAAUGUUCUCCAGAAACACCUUUUUCGUGGACCAAAUUGUGUUGCUGUGUUCAUGAGUCUACUGCACAGAUUACAUGACGAAAUUUUGGAGUGGAUACAGCAGAUUGCACCUCUGGAAAUGAGCGAAGAGAACGAACGCCAGCACGCCGCCGCCACCCACUGUAACUUUUGCAAAGAGUCGUUUGCAAAGAAACAGAAAGUGCGCGACCAUGACCAUGUAAGUGGAACGUUUCGACAAUCCUUGUGUCAAUCGUGCAACCUCAAUUUCAGAACACCUCAGAUGAUUCCAAUCAUUGCUCACAAUGCUAACUAUGAUAUGAGUUUCCUUGUGUCUCAUUUGCAUUUGCUCAAAAAAUCGAAAAUAAGAGUGAUUGCCAGCAGCUGUCAAAAAUUCAAAUCUAUUGACGUUGGGUCCUUUAGAUUCAUGGACAGUUUGAGUUUCCUAAAUGCAAGUCUUGAAAUGUUGGUGAAAAAUCUGCGUGAGAAGGGGGUGGAAAACUUUCAUUGUCUGCGACAGUUUUUCUCAAACGAAGAACACUUUGGACUUGUCGUUCGCAAGGGAGUCUUUUGCUACAGCCAUAUCACUGACUUCGAUGUCUAUGAUGAGCCUUGUUUACCACCUCGUGAGAAAUUCUUCAAUACACUCAAUGGAGUGGAAGUAAGUGAAGAAGACUACAACCAUGCGCAGAAUGUCUUCGAAAAAUUCCAAAUGACAAGUCUAGGCGAAUAUUCAGAUUUGUACCUGCUCACUGACACACUGCUUUUAGCAGACGUGUUUCAAAACUUUCGCAAAUGGACACUUGAUGUGCACAAAAUUGAACCCCUGCAUUUCGUAUCUCUCCCAGGGUUAAGCAUGUCCUGCGCACUAAAAAUGAGUGAGAUACAACUAGAACUCAUUCACGACCCUGAUGCGUACCUGCUAAUUGAGAAUGGCUUGCGAGGAGGUGUAACACAAUGCUCUCUUCGAAAAGCGACCGCAAAUAUUCCGGGAACAGAGCAGUUUGAUCCAACACAACCGACAAGAAUAAUUAACUACAUUGACGUUAACGGUCUGUAUGGAUCAGUAAUGCGGGAGUCGCUACCCUAUGGAGGGUUUCAGUGGUUGACAAAGGAAGAAAUUGAGAACCUAGACAUAACUCGCAUUCCACAUGAUGCAUCUAUUGGUUACUUUCUCGAAGUGGAUCUGUUGUAUGAUCAAGAAAUUCAUGAUCGUCAUAGUGAUCUUCCAGUUGCACCAGAGAAAAUGUCCAUUCCCUACGACCUAUUGUCAGACUACCAGAAACAGUUGAUGGAAAAGUUUGGGCUUCCGUCGAAAGCUAUCGAGCCAAAGCUGCUGCUAACAUUGUUCAACAAAGAGAAGUACUUUCUUCACUAUCGCAAUUUGCAGUUGUACAUGCAAUUGGGGUUGCAAGUCACAAAGGUUCACAGAGUUCUAAAAUUCAACCAGAAACCUUUUCUUCGUGACUAUGUGGAUUUCAAUCACGAACUGCGAAAAAAUGCCACUAAUACAUUCGAGCGUCAGAAAAGUAAGUAUAUGAUAAAUGCUGUUUUCGGCAGAUUUUGUAUGCAAGUGAGGAAAUUUGUAGACUGUCGCCUCACAGUGACAGACGAACAAGUUUUGAAACUCUUGCGUAAGCCAAACCUCAAACAGUUUCGAGCAUUAAGUGCUCAUGUAAUCCUGUUUCAGUUCUCCCAGGCAGUGCUUCAGAUGAAACAACCACUAUACUUGGGUUUCACAAUACUGGAACUCUCAAAGCUUAAGAUGUUUGACUUCUAUCACAAUCAUCUGAUGCGUGUAGCUCCCGAUACUAGACUGUUGUACAUGGACACAGAUUCCUAUAUAAUAUUGCUGAGCGAUGAAAAGACACUGCUUGAACUAGCUGACGAUCACUUGGACAACUCAGCCUAUGAGCAAGACAACCCUUUGUAUUCGACGAAAAACAAAAUGGUACUGGGCAAGUUUAAGAAUGAGAUGCCUCGUGAUCAUAUACUUGGUUUUUGUUGCUUAAAACCCAAGCUAUAUGCACUAGAUCUCUGUAGCAAGAAACAGUACAACCGUGCCAAAGGUGUAAAGCUGUGUGAAGCACGAAAACUUCACUUUUCCAUGUACACAGAUGCUCUUGAACAUGGCACAAUACACAGGGUUAAACAGAACCUCAUCGUGCAGAAGGACAACGUAAACAAAAGCGUGACCGUGAGAAAAAUAGCUCUCAACCCUCUGGACACAAAGCGAUAUAUUUGCUCGGAUGGAGUAGAGACAUUACCUUUUGGUAUGACAGUGUUGUGAUUAGCUACUGUAAUGAAAGAGUGGUGACUGUAUCGUAGCCUUUGUUAUGGAGUUCACAUGUUGAAUAAUACAAAGGGAAGUCAAUGCUUUUCUCAAGCAACACAAGUGACGAACCUUUUUUUGUAUCCCACAGGUACUUGUAAUUGUAAUUAAAAGUCCAGUGUCUCACAAAUGGUUGUAGUUGUGUUAUCCCUAUUCUAAUAAUUGUAUGCUUGAUUUAGAGAGUGAUGACUAUAAGCAGCAUCAUCUUGUAUUAACAUUCCCGAAAAAAAAAUGCUUUUUUUGGAGUAAUGCUCUCAACGUCCUUGUACUCGCACAAAAGUUUUGUAUGUAGCUUAUCUUGUAAUAUUGUUAUAAUGUUGUGCACGCAUCUCAGAGUCUCAAAAUGAAAUUGUAUACUUGAUUUAGGCAGCAGAUGCCUGUAAGCAGCAUGUCUUGUAUUAUUCUGAAAAAAGUAACUUUUGGAGCGAUACUCUCAAUGUUCUUGUACUCACACAAAACUUUUUACGUAGCUUAUCUUGUAAUAUUGUUACAAUGUUGUGUAUCUCAGAGUCUGAAUAAUGCUUUAUUGUAUACCCUUUUGUUGACAUAAGUAAAUAAAAUCAGUUUGUUUGGAAAACAACAAACAUAUUUUUAUUGAUCUCUUAGAGCACACUGCAGCAUGACAGCAUCUUCCCUUUCUGGAAUUGUUUACGCACAAGGGUUGGUAUAAGCCUGUCGUUGAGCUUGAAAUUUGUUGGUGAGAACCUUCGAGUACACUCUUGUAGUGGAAAUCCACAACAGAGAAGUGCACCUACAUAGAGACAGUAGAGUCCACAGGUUGCAGAUUCAUAUCCCUGGAGUCGUUUUCGAUUAUAGUGAAACGAUUUCGUGUGAUCAAUGAAUGUGUAAAAUUCCUUGUACACUGGAGGGGUACCAUAACUGUCGAAAUAAGAGAUGCUUCCAUUCCGGGCAAUAUGACAUAGUGUCCAGUGUUCUCCAUGUGAAGAUCUGGGAGCGGUGUUCACCACGUAAAGACCAGGCUCGGCUUUUUGCUGCGCAAUUUCGUCACAUGCAAAUGUCCCACGGAAGCAAGACCUUGUGCAAUGGUUGCGGGAAAACGUUGCAUAGAACUCCCACUCUUCCAUCUUCUCUAGACGAAUUUCACUCGCCGGUCUUUGUUGAUUUCCAGAACACGAGGAGUCUCCGAAAUAAAAAGUACAGUCACAGCUUCCGUAAGGUUUGCAGCAAAUGUCAGUGUAAGGCGAACGUUGGCUUGCACUAUUGGACUGAGUGAGUGCACCUCCACGUCUGGUGUGAGGUGGUAAUAGAGCAUAAAUUUUUCUUUUUGAUAGGCCUCUGGAGGUAGGGGGAUGUCUUUGCGCUUCAGUUUGUGAAGCAAGUUCAUGUAACCCUUUGUGUAAAUAUCCCGUGGAAAGUCAAAGUCAUCCGUGUACUGUUGACCACCAACAUCGAGCACUGCUCUCUUUAGUUUAAAAUGCUCCAGUUUGAAAGGGUUUCGCUGCAAGUUGCCCUGGUAUGCAACACUCUUGACCAUCAACACCGUCAAUUUUGAUGGAACUCUUUCACUGUAGAGGUCGUCGAAUAUCGCCUGAGACUGGUUUGGUGCAAUCGUUCUGUACUUAAUUUCCAAACCUCGGAGGAGAUACGAGGCAGGUGUCGUUUGAAGUCUUCGCUCAAUGCCGACAAGUACGCUGGGUGAUACCUGCACUCGUCGAAGGUAGAGGACAAUGCGUGCAAACUCCACUGUAUGUUUUUCAUUCUCAGCGGGGCCAGAGAGAAGUCUAAAUUCGUCAGUCGUUUGCCUCAGCACAACCCUGAGAUCGGUUCCAUUAAGCAAAAAUUUUUCCUGCUGGCAGAUGUCACUGAAGAUUGGUGCAUAAAGAUCACAUAGUGCAGAUCCUUUAGUACGUUUGUAACGAGCAAACAUCCCUUUUGCUUCAGCAGGCACGGCAAAAUUUUCUGACUCUCCCACUGGAUCUGGUUCGUAUAACAUUGCGGACAGUGUGUGAGUUUGAGUAACAUUGUUUGCAUUGGUAAUGAUAUCCAGGUAGGAGCGAUAUGCAUAGUGCUCGAAAUUAGAAACCAGUGUCGAAUUUAGAUAAAUAUGCACAUGUUGAAAGAGGGAAGAGGCAAAACUCUGAACGGGGAUCACGUUGUCUGGUGUCACAGUCGUGCCUACCGUGGCGGAUGCCACGUCCCCAUUUUUGCGAACAAUCUUGCAUUGAAUGUGUAAGAAACUCGACUGUAGAUCGAAGAAGGCACCUCCAAGACCGGGAACAUUAUACUCAAUCACACCACUCGAUGUUGGUGCUGAAACAGGAAAGAACUCCACGUAUUCCGACUUCUCCAAGGAAAAGUUGGUUGGAGGCAAUGAAAAGAGCUCCAGUUGAUUUGUUGUGCAGAGGCAGGAAUUCUUGUGUACAAUAGCAAUGCUAGACAUGUUUCUCAGGUGAAAAAGUCAACCUUUCUUCGUUUCUUCACCACUUUCACUGACCGGCCAACCCUCUUGCGUUUGCUUUUAUUGCUUUUUCUUCCUUUUCCUUUAAGUUUGCGAAGCAAAUCGUCAUGGGUUGAGUGGAUCGUGCGUCCAACACCUCUCUUUACAGCCUCUCCAAAUGUUGUUCCUUGUUGAACUUCUUCAGCUAUAUGACGUCCCGUGUCGAGGAGUUUUCGUCCCACAUAUGGUGCCACUUGUUUAGUUAGUAUAGGCAUGAACUGCUGCACCAGGUCUGAGAAAAAGCCUGAUCCAACUUGAUAAAGCGGUCCCGAAUAAUGUGGAAGAUCACGCUUACCGCCACCAAAAUGUGCGACGCAACAAGGUGACUGCAAUAUAUGCAUUUUUUUCUUAGACUUUCCUAAAGUGUAAUGUGACCCCGACACGUCCUGAGCCUGCAAUGAAUGGAAUGAAAUCACCUAUCUCGUUUGCCAACUCGAUUUGAAUGGUAGUUAAUUCCUUUGCUACUACAUAUUUAUAGUACAGGUUUGUAAAAGAAUAAGAAAUGACUUCGUUACGAUUCUGUACCCUGAAUGGAAGUAGACGUAAAAGUGGUGCAGUUAUAUCUCCUACAGCUUCACUCCCGAUGAUGUCUGUGUAAACGAAGAUGUAAUUUUGUGCCGGGAAAAGACAUAUAUCACGCUCUGCCACAGCAAAGUUGGAGAAAGUUGUUCUCGCUCCAAAUCCCAACAUUAGAGCUAAAUAUGGAUGAAAGGUGGUGUAGCCAUCGUUAUGACGUUCCAGCUGACAGACGUUGUUGUAGGAAUUGUAGAAUAAAAGACGAGCAUCCUGAGGUAGCUGUAACUGUGUCCGAUAUGCAUGAUUUAUUGCAUCUACGAGAUCCUGUCCUGAGCUGUAGUAGCCUUCUGGAAUUUCAUAUUUUUUCGUGCGCGACUGAUAAACAAUUAGGGUGAUUUCCUCUUCGGUAUCCACUUGAUACUUGAGUACCUUCACAGACCGGCCUUUAUCAAUCUCCGAGCGACCAAUAAUCUUCUGAGUAAAGCCAAGUUUAGUCGCCAGCGUGGAACUGAAUUCCAGGCCGGCAUUCAGCGGAAGCUGUAUUUCAUAAUGACCAGUUGCACGUAUUAUUCGUGCCUGUGUCCUGUAAUGCUUUGCGAGCAACUGUUUGAUGGGUGGGAGAAUGUUUUCUCCCGCCUGAAACUUGAUCUUCUCCUUUGUAGUUGUAGCACCGAACAUGCUUGUCUCUGUUAUCUCAUUAACAUCAUCUGUGACAUUCUUGAUUGCAAAAGGAAUAUUUACCUCUGUCAGGGCAACUUCCCACAUACCAUCUAGACUUAUGGGUUGAGAGAGCUUAACACGAAACUUGCUCAUCGUGUUAUUGGGAAAUUCAUUAGUGGAAGCAUUCGAGAGCAGAUUUACAUAAAACUGGCUCGCCAUUUUCCUCCUUUCUGGUAAACGUUAAGUUGCACGCACUACUUUUAUAUGCAACUGGCGUGCCACUUGUUUUCUAAGUCGAGGAAAAUCUCGAGAGAUGUGGUUCGAGAUAGUCACCCUGAAAGAGCUUCACUUUUCCACUUCAGACGUUACACACUCACCUUACAACAACAACAAAAAUCACCAGAUCCCCGCUGAAGAUAUAA
Ornithodoros turicata is the source of this 9307-nucleotide messenger RNA. RefSeq lists its product as uncharacterized. The record is from RefSeq and is a predicted model, not a curated record. Lineage: Eukaryota; Metazoa; Arthropoda; Arachnida; Ixodida; Argasidae. The coding region runs from base 1718 to 5209 and encodes 1163 amino acids. Gene Ontology annotation, molecular function: DNA-directed DNA polymerase activity; nucleotide binding; DNA binding. Gene Ontology annotation, biological process: DNA replication. The transcript is spliced from 3 exons.